GCAAAGCUGUAUCGUCUGGGUGUGUAAGUUCGCAACUUUCCCCUGGAGUUGACAGUGGAAAGACUGUUUUCUUAUCAAGCCUUCCCUAUUCAAGCCCUACUUCCGCUGCUGGGUACGACCACGAGGCUUAAUGACAGUCUAGACCUAUUCGAGCCUUGCCUCCGGUACCAUCAAGAACACGGAGGUAUGCUUGUAACACCUCAUAUUAGAUCAUAGUCUCAAGUCAAUGUAUGAUGUGUACUGAUACGUUCUUGUUUGUGUCCUCUCUUCGGUCCACGAUGGGAGUCGAGGUAAUGGCCAAUUACCAGAUUUCGGUACAAGAUCGAGACUCAAAACAUGCAGGUUUUCUCGGUUUCCUGAAGUUGUCCUCGCCAUCUUCAGCAGGUUGUCGCCUUAGACGCCGUUUGCCUGGAAAAUGUCCUUUACCGUUGCAAAUAACGUAGCGCAUCCUGACGGCAGUCCUGCCAAGUUUUCUCCCCAUCCUGUCGAAUAUGAAAAUACAAUCUAUCAAAAAGGACUUCAAUUCGAGCGACCGCCUUUCACUUUUCAGAGCGAUCAAUGGGAGACAAAAGCUCGCGAGCGCCUAUCAGCCGAAUCCAAUGGCUAUGUCAUGGGCAACGCUGGGACUGGCGAGACAACACGCAAGAAUCGUGAAGCAUUUGCAAAAUGGUCGAUUGUACCCAGGCGAUUAGUCAAAACAGAUGACUUGCCAGACCUCUCCACAAGGAUUUUGGGAGACAUGUUUCCCUUCCCUAUUGCGAUCGCCCCCGUUGGUGUACAGCGAAUCUUCAAUCCUGAGGGUGAGGAGGCUGCGGCCGCUGCCGCGGCGAAAGAAGGUGUGCCGUACAUUUUGAGCACCGCGAGCAGCACCAGCAUUGAGGAUGUUGCAAAAGCCAACGGUGACGGCACUCGAUGGUAUCAACUCUACUGGCCGUCGAAUGAGCAUAAUGACAUUACAGCAUCUCUGCUCUCCAGGGCGAAGAGUGCGGGCUUCUCGGCAUUGUUUGUCACUCUGGAUACGUACAUCCUUGGCUGGCGACCAACUGAUAUGGACAAUGGCUAUAACCCGUUUUUAAGAUCUGACAAGAUUGGAGUAGCAAUCGGUUUCAGUGACCCUGUCUUCCGAUCGCAAUUCAAAGCAAAACACGGCGUUGAGAUCGAGGAUGACUUGCACACAGCAGCUGCGGACUGGACCAGGAUUGUUUUCCCAGGCCUCAGUCACUGCUGGGAGGACAUCCAAUUCCUCAAAGAACAGUGGAAGGGACCUAUCAUUCUGAAAGGAAUUCAGACUGUGGAAGACGCUCAGAGAGCUGUGGAGCUUGGCCUUGACGGUAUUGUGGUUAGCAACCAUGGCGGAAGACAGGUGGACGGCGGAGUCAGUUCACUCGCAGUCCUUCCACGCAUUGUUGAGGCAGUCGGCGACAAAUUGGACAUCUUUUUCGAUUCUGGGAUUAGGGCUGGGGCUGAUAUCGCGAAAGCAUUGGCACUUGGAGCACAAAUGGUACUGAUAGGUCGACCGUACGUUUAUGGGCUUGCAAUAGGUGGGCAGGGAGGUGUGCAGCAUGUCUUGAAAUCACUCUUGGGUGACCUGCAGCUCACUCUUCACCUGGCAGGCGUUCAGAGUGCGAGUCCGGAGCAUCUCAAUCGUAGCGUAUUAGAGCGGGAAGACAGCCUGUGAUUGAUAAGGGUGGUUCACUUGCUUGGCCCACAGUCAUACCUUAACGAACAACAUGAUGAGGGAUCGAGCAAUCUGACUUGUCACAAUUGAACUUUGAUAUUUCUGAGGGGAUCCGGACCUCACAAAGAGUCGUCCCGGAGCAUUAGAUCUGCGGGACUUCUAUAAAG
This is a messenger RNA of Exophiala viscosa, 1845 nucleotides long. Its product is annotated as putative FMN dependent dehydrogenase. Lineage: Eukaryota; Fungi; Ascomycota; Eurotiomycetes; Chaetothyriales; Herpotrichiellaceae. The record is from RefSeq and is a predicted model, not a curated record. Gene Ontology annotation, molecular function: FMN binding; oxidoreductase activity. Bases 416 to 1678 code for a protein of 420 amino acids. The transcript has 2 exons.